AUGAAAGCCGUGAUCUUAGCGCUGGUCGCGUAUGCGACCGCUUCGCCUUAUGCAUCUAUCACCAAGAGACAAAGCUCUGGUACAAGCUCUGCUCCCAUUACCGACAUUAGCACAAUCCAAAGAUACUGGGGCCAGAUCACGCCCUAUUUCGACAACAACGAGACCUACUUUGGUGUAAAUGACACUGGCCUUCCUGAUGGCUGCCAGAUCGAGCAGGUCCACCUCCUUGAACGGCAUGGUUCACGGUUUCCGACUGGAUACUACGACGACGGCCUCAACGAUGCGAACUUUGCCGAGAAGUUGGUCAACCUCACCAAAGCGAAUGCGAGUGCCGAGUUUACGGGAGAGCUGGCGUUCCUCAAUGGCUACGAGUACAAGCUCGGCUCAGGACUUCUUGUCGGCAGAGGAGCUGUGCAGUCCUUUGACGCUGGUGUGACUUUCUGGCAAAGGUACGGUCGGACGUUGUAUAACGCGACAGCCGGGCAGUUGGCCUACAAUGCCUCCUUUCCGAAUGGUACGGCUCGACCGAAGCCGACUUUGCGCACGACAGGGCAGUCUCGUAUCUGGAACAGUGAGAUCAAUUGGGCGCUUGGGUUCUUUGGACCGUCGUUCGAGACAGAUCCGAACCCUACUAUCGCCAAUGCUACCAGUCCAUACAACCUCGUUGUCAUCCCGGAAGGCGGCACAGAAAACAACACACUGGCAUCUUAUGACUCUUGCUUCAACGACAACGACGAUCCGACUGGACAGAUCGGCGAUAUCAACCUUAUCCAGUAUCUCAAGAUCUACCUGAAGGACGCCACAGAACGACUGCAACAAUAUGCUCCGUCAGGUUUCAACCUCACAGUGAAUGAUACCUACGCCAUGCAGUCAAUCUGCGCCUACGAGACGAAUUAUCUCGGCUCCUCUAGCUUCUGCAACCUCUUCACGCUGGAAGAGUGGCAAGGCUUCGAACAAACCCUUGACAUCGAAUACUACUACGACUACUCUUUCGGUAACCCUACUGGCCGCGCUCAAGGCAUAGGCUAUCUCCUCGAACUGCUCUCCCGCCUCCAACACCAACCCAUCACCUCCUCCAACUCCUCCAUCAACGCCACCAUCGACGCGAACAGCACCGACUUCCCGCUCAACCAGCACUUCUACGCCGAUUUCUCCCACGACGACAUCCUUGUCUCCGUCCUUACCGCCAUGUCCUUCGACUACUUGAAGGAUCCGCCCUCGUUGACCGCGUACCCGCCCAACCCCAAUCGGCACUUCAUCCUCAGUCACUUGACACCCUUCGCCGCGAAACUCAUCACCGAAGUCGUCGGUUGCGGCUCCUCCAACCCUGAACCCGUACAGUCAACACGAACAUACACCACCCCGACACAGUUCGGGUACGACCCCAAUAACGCAACGUACAAGUUCGUGCGGAUGCGUCUGAACCAUGGCAUCUUGCCCCUGAGCGAGAUCCGAGGCGGAGCGUGCGGCAACAGGACGGAUGGGAUGUGUGCGCGGGAGAACUUCUUGGAUAGUCAAAAAGAUGCGUAUGAGCUAAGUCAGUACGACUAUGCGUGCUUUGGGAACUACACCAUCAGCAACGUGACGGGCGGGGUGGACUAUGAUGGGGCGAUUUCGGCGAGUAACUCCACGAGAAGGCGAUGA
This is a messenger RNA of Cyphellophora attinorum, 1644 nucleotides long. Its product is annotated as 3-phytase A. The record is from RefSeq and is a predicted model, not a curated record. The transcript has 5 exons. Gene Ontology annotation, molecular function: acid phosphatase activity. The coding region runs from base 1 to 1644 and encodes 547 amino acids. Lineage: Eukaryota; Fungi; Ascomycota; Eurotiomycetes; Chaetothyriales; Cyphellophoraceae.